CUUUUGAGUCAAAAGUCUUGACUGGUUGAUGAUUUAAGGGUCUAGUUUUCGGUGAACCUUUUGUACCUUUUUGUAUCACCUUAAGUAAUCAACUUAAUUUGUUAGAUAUUAUCAAAAUGAUUAAACAUCCAUCAAUCGGGAUGUCAACUCUCCUUCAAUCCAUUUUGGUCAAAACCUUGGGAGUAACAACCUUUCAGCUCCAAGAAAAAGAGCCUUACAAUCAGCUACUUGUGAAUGGAGAUAUCGCUGGUUACAUGAGUAUCAUUGAGUCAACAUUCAUGGACCUGGUUAGUGAAUUUUCCACUGCUGCCAAUUCAUCUGAUUCUUCAGCUGCUUUGGAAGUUUACACCAAGUAUACCAGUGCGACUGAGAUGAAUGGCUCAGGCCACCAUUCAAAAUCUCAAUUCUCAUCUUCAACUAAUUCAGAUUCAAGAUAUUCAAAAGAGAUUAACGAAAGUAAAAAUGCUGGAACUCUAUUGUUGCGAUUUCUAAUGGAAUCUUAUCAGAGAUCAGUUACAAUGGAAAAAAAUUCUCUCUCUCCCACAUCCAGUUCAAAGCAAUUAAUUUCUGAAAUUCGUGGACAGUGUGUCAAUUUUUCUAUUCUUUUGUUAACUAAUACCUUUUCACCUUCAUUUGAUUGUGGUAAUCAAACCACUUCCCUUCUAACUCCAUUUAUCUUGCACACCAGUUGGCCUACCGAUUUUAUUUUCGAUCUCGCCUCAACUGUCUACAAUGAGGAUAAUGUUGAAGGUAAUUUCGCCUUCAUCUUUCAGCCUAUUCUUUUCAAUCUAUGGCAAAUGAUGUUACAGUUUUGUAGUAUCACUUACGAGGAUCGAUAUAAACUGUCCCUUCAUGCAUUAACAGAAUUAUGUGAUAUUAAGAUUGCAUCGAUUAGACCAAUUUGUAGUUUGUUGACAAGAAUGGAGCAUUGGUUACCUGAGUCUCUUACCAAUGCACCAGGUCGUGAAUUCUCAAGAAUAUCGUUUAUGGCUCCUUUUCUCCGUUUAUCAGUGUUUGCUGAAGAUGAUCCUCGAAUUGUUGAGAGAUUUUAUGGUGAAAGCACAUUAAAACCCGAUGCCAUCAAAUCGAUCAAUGGCUACUUACAAAAUCAAUUGGAAUUCAUUCGUAAAGAAUUGUAUAAUAUAUUCUAUGGUAUUUUAGUCAACCGUUCAAGUCGUGACGGUGCCAUGAAUUACUUAUCAGAGGCUUUGAAGAGAAACGAGAAAAAGGCUCAAAUGCAAGCUACUGAGAAGAAUCUCUCACCGGAUGGGUUUAUGCUCAAUUUACUCUCUGUUUUACAAUUACUAUCAGUGAAAUUAAAAUUGGACAGGAUUGAUUUACAUUAUCCUUACCUUUCAUCAAGUCGGGUAGUAAUUAAAGCCGAUGAAACAAGAUUGAAGAUUUCACCAGCAGAAGCUGAUAAGUGGCAGAAACAAUUCGCCUCUGAACAAAAUGGAACCUCAUCAGGUGAACCUAAAUUUAUCACUGAAUGUUUCUUCUUGACUUUAGUCUGCCACCAUUUAAGUAUAAUCCCUUGCAUUCGUCGAUAUACUCAACGUAAGCGAGCAAUCAAUGAUUAUAAUAGGAUGGCAGAUGAAUUACAAUCAGUUGAAGCGAGUUGGGCAAAUGAUCCGAUCAAUGCGAGGAGACAUAAACUUACUAUCAAACGUUGGCGUGAACAAGUUCGUCGUCUUGUCAGAGCUAAAUAUUGUGCUGAAGCAGCGAUUUUAGAUCAACAAUUGUUAAGUCGAUGUUUGUCUUUCUACACAAUGGCAAUGAAUUUCCUUUUGAAGAGUGUAGGAUAUGAUGCGAGUCAUGAUUUCAAUCUUCCUUUGCCCAAUCAAGUACCUGAGGUGUUUGCUGCUUAUCCCGAAUGGUACAUAGAUGAUAUAGCUGAUUUCCUACUUUUCACUAUCCAGCAUGUGCCUCAUGUUAUCGAGUCUGAUCCAGGAGGAGAUGAUAUUGCCUUGUUCAUCAUUGUCUUCAUCUGCUCAUCUAAUUAUGUAGCUAAUCCAUACCUGAUUGCGAAACUUAUCCAAGUGAUUUUUGUAUCAAGUCCACAACUCCAUCCAAUGUCUGGAGGUUUUCAUGAACGAAUCCUUUCUCAUCCAUUAUCAAAAACUCAUCUCGCUCGAGCUUUAAUGAAGUUUUAUGUUGAUGUUGAGAGAACCGGUGCUUCCACUGAAUUCUAUGACAAAUUCCAAAUUCGCUAUCAUAUAAGUGUUAUCUUUAGAUCUCUUUGGAAAAAUAUUUACCAUAAACAAGCAGUUAUCGAAGAGUCAGAAAGUGGUAACCAAUUCAUUCGCUUUGUUAAUAUGCUCAUUAACGAUACAACUUACCUACUAGAUGAAAGUUUAGAGUCACUAAAAAGGAUUCAUGAGGUACAAGAAGCCAUAGAGAAUAGGGAAGAAUGGGCUAAACAGCCUCAAGAAAUUCAACAAUCAAGACAAAGAUCAUUACUAAAUGACGAAAGACAAUGUCAAUCAUAUUUAACUUUAGCGAGUGAAACUAUGGAUAUGUUUCACAAUUUGACUGAGACAAUUCGAGAGCCUUUUUAUAAGCCUGAAAUAAUUGAUCGUCUAGCUGCAAUGUUAAAUUACAAUUUACAACAAUUAUGUGGACCCAAGUGCAAAAAUCUGAAAGUCAAAAACCCUGAUAGAUAUGGAUGGUCACCUAAAAAAGUUUUGAAUCAAAUCACUGAUAUUUAUUUACACUUAGACUCUGAAAAGUUUUGUGAGGCCAUUGCAGCUGAUGAAAGAUCUUACAGCAAAGCUUUAUUCGAAGAUGCAAUACUUAUGAAGAAGGCGAUGAUUAAGACUGAACCUCAAAUCUACAAAUUCCAUGAGAUGGCCAAGAUGGUGGAGAAAAUGAGAGAAACAAAUGUUAAUAUGGAUUAUAGUGAUGCUCCUGAAGAGUUCAAAGAUGCUCUUAUGGACACCAUGGAUGAACCCGUCAUCCUACCAAGUGGAAAAAUUGUCGACCGAUCAGUUAUCAUUCGUCACUUGCUCAAUUCAAAUACUGACCCAUUUAAUCGUCAAACAUUAACCGAAGACAUGCUUGUAAUAGAUACCGAUUUAAAAGCUCGCAUUGAAGAAUGGAAGAAAUUGAAACAACAGUCUUUCAAAGAGUCUCAAAGUAGCCCAAGAUUGGAAUAGUCGCCUCGAUUCACUACCAAACAGAAUUAAAACCCAAGAAACUAAAUCAACUUUAAUUCUUAGGAAAUGUCGACACGAGUAACUUUCUUGGCAACUGAUCACUUGUGAAGAGAAUGAGAAGAAAAUUAACGAAACAAGUGCAUAUUGUCUGAACCUAUUUCCAUUCAAACUGUUGAAAUUCAAAGAACAAAAUAUAUUUUGUAAAUUCACAAACUCAUCUAGUUGAUUAUUGACCCGAAAACCACAACAGAAUUCGAAAGGAUAAAGAAUCAAAAAUUGUAGAUCGCGCUCAAGUUACUCUCAAUUUAGAGAACCAAUGAAGUUGCUCACAUUUUGUUUCCUUUCAACUUUUCUACUGACAAACUUGAGUUAUUUUCAUUUUGUUCUUUCUGAAUACAUUUUGUCAUGAGAA
This is a messenger RNA of Panonychus citri (citrus red mite), 3567 nucleotides long. RefSeq names its product ubiquitin conjugation factor E4 B-like. The record is from RefSeq and is a predicted model, not a curated record. Gene Ontology annotation, biological process: protein polyubiquitination. Lineage: Eukaryota; Metazoa; Arthropoda; Arachnida; Trombidiformes; Tetranychidae. Gene Ontology annotation, molecular function: ubiquitin-ubiquitin ligase activity. Gene Ontology annotation, cellular component: nucleus; ubiquitin ligase complex; cytoplasm.